Messenger RNA from Pygocentrus nattereri (red-bellied piranha), 2061 nucleotides. RefSeq names its product crystallin, alpha B, b (gene cryabb). Gene Ontology annotation, biological process: protein refolding; response to heat. Gene Ontology annotation, molecular function: protein folding chaperone; structural constituent of eye lens. The record is from RefSeq and is a predicted model, not a curated record. The transcript is spliced from 3 exons. Lineage: Eukaryota; Metazoa; Chordata; Actinopteri; Characiformes; Serrasalmidae. Bases 109 to 627 code for a protein of 172 amino acids.
UUGGCCUGGCUCUGUGGCUGCCACUGUUGGUGUAUAUAAGGGGGCAGGCAGGGCACACAACAGGUUUUUCUCGGGGUGGAAAUCGCAAGCCUGAGGUCACGAAACAAAAUGGACAUCGCCAUCCAGCAUCCCUGGUUCCGCCGCUCCUUCUGGCCAUCUUUCUUCCCCAGCCGGAUCUUUGACCAGCACUUCGGGGAGCAUAUGCCAGAGAGCGACGUGUUGACCCCCUAUCCCUCACUGUACUUUUCUCGACCUUCCUUCUUUCGCUGGCCCAGCUGGGUGGAGAGUGGGCUCUCAGAGAUGAAAAUGGAAAAGGACCGUUUUACCAUCAACUUGGAUGUAAAACACUUUGCACCUGAGGAGCUGGCCGUUAAGAUCAUCGGCGAUUACAUUGAGGUUCAUGCUAAACAUGAGGACCGUCAGGAUGACCAUGGAUCCAUCUCGCGAGAGUUCCUCCGAAAAUACCGACUCCCUACUGGGGUCGACCCAGCCAGCAUCACCUCUUCACUUUCCUCAGACAGCAUCCUGAUGGUGACGGCCCCUCGCAAGACCUCCGAUGCUCCGGAGCGCCCCAUUCCUAUCACUCGGGAGGACAAGCCCGCUUUGUCUGGCCCACAAAAAAAGUAAAGCUCUUGCUGUGCAAGUCUGUCAUCCCCAGUCUCCCUUCCACUGUGCUCCCCUACACUUCGCCUCCACCUUCACAUGCUUUGGGGAAGAAUAAGAUUCAAGCCCUUGCCAGCAUUUACCUGGGCUCUGACAAGUCUGGAGUUCUGGCCUUUCCAGAGGCUAAUCUCAAUCAAAGGACAUGUUAUUGUGCUAUUUAGUGAUAACUGCAUUGUUUAAUUUGGUUGGUACAUCUACACAGUUUCUCCAGAGGUACAUCAUUACACCACAGGAGUAUUGUUUGUAUCCCUCAGCUGCUGGUCAUAAAACACAUGGCUCCACAAAACCAAAUGGCAAUAAACAACAGGGCUCUUUGUCUCUCAGAGCUGAUCAAUGCCAAACAAUGGCUGCACGGAGUUGAGAAUUGUGAGGGUUUGAGUGUAGGCAGGCUGGACAUUUGGGCAUUUGUUGUGCUGAUAUGGUGCAAAGACAUCAAAGAAAGAAUAAUAUGAUGGAAUUUCUGACACCGUAAUCUUGUAUCUCAAAGAAGUAAGAAUUAAGAUUGCUGUAUUUUCACCGUUCUUGUGCUUCAACCACAAAAAAACAGAAGUGGUGCUGAAAUUUGCUUUGUGAUUUGACGUUUUCUGUUCAUGAAAGACUUGGGACCAGAGUACUUAUGGAGAUCAGGUGCAGAUAUCGAGGGAAGAGGGGAAACGCAGUGAAGAAAGUGACCUCUUUCUGUUGUUUGUUUCUAAAUGUUUCUGGAGGCACGUCUGUUUAUUGAUUUGGUGUGAUGUCAUGUGGUGUCUGGAAACAUGCUGUUGAGACGGAGUACGUCAGAGAUGAUGCAGUUAGGUAUAGUGAAAUGAGAAUAUGGGCGUACAAAAACAUCUGAUCUAUUGGGUGGUGGUCUUUAGGGCUAUAUCAAAGGUACAGUUGACUGAGAGGUGUUAAGAUUGCUUCUAAAAGUAUAAGACUGAGAGAUUGAGAGAGUGUGUUUGUCUAUAUUCUGUGUAGAGGUAAAAGGUUAUGUCGUAUACCAUCUAUUGUCACCAUCCAUGUUCACAAAGCCUCACAAAAGCACUAUUGACAAAGCUGCUAAACAUAAUAAUGUCAUUUUGUGACAAGAAACACUAACAGACACUUUUGACACAUUCUAACCACUAGGAGGCACAAGUGAAGGGGGCCACACAAGUGGGCGUUUCAUGCACCCGGGCUUGAUGUUGCUAUUUACACUGUUUUGGGAUCAGCUCUUUCUUCCCAGUCUUUUGAAUCACAGUAAGAACAGACUACAAAGCAGGUCUCAGAUCAGUGCAAAGGCCCAAGUCCCUAUGUUCCAAAUGUGUUCACUGCUGCAACAUUCCUCAUGAUUCACAGCAACGUGUAAACAUGACAGCUCCAUGCGUGUGUAAUGAUGGUUACAAACUCUAAUAAAUUCUGUGAUCAUUCUAAGGCAAA